AUGGACUUGUAUGGAUUUUUUGAGCCCCAGAUAAUACAAAAAUUAGGGAAUAAAAAAGCUGAGUCUCAAAAUUAUAUCAAUGAAAGGAUAAAAACUUCACCAAAGCAAAUUUACUUGGCUCCUUAUGUCGAUCAAAAUCAUUGGCAGCUCUUGGUUCUUUGUCCUACAAACAAUGUUGCAAUCUGGUUUUGUUCUUUGCAUCGUAAGCCCAAUGUACAAUUCAAAAAUUUAAUAAAAAGUGUUAUGGUUGUGUAUAAUGUUAUGAGUGGUAGAUCUACAGCACAACCAAAGAACCUAGAUUGGAUUUACCCCAUGAGUAAUAUGCAACAAGGACAUUAUGAAUGUGGAUACUACGUGAUGAAUUGGAUGUUGGACAUAAUUGAAGGAGAAGUAACAACUGAUUGGAUCGAGCUUUUUGACGAUGUUGCACCAUUGCCAGAAACAAAAUUGGAAGACAUUCGCAGUCAAUGGGCAAAGUUCUUUUUAGAAAAAUUUAGAAAUAGAUCAUGA
Cajanus cajan (pigeon pea) is the source of this 510-nucleotide messenger RNA. RefSeq lists its product as uncharacterized. Lineage: Eukaryota; Viridiplantae; Streptophyta; Magnoliopsida; Fabales; Fabaceae. The record is from RefSeq and is a predicted model, not a curated record.